Messenger RNA from Lepisosteus oculatus (spotted gar), 2035 nucleotides. It is a transcript of the gene cdkn2d, whose product is annotated as cyclin-dependent kinase inhibitor 2D (p19, inhibits CDK4). Lineage: Eukaryota; Metazoa; Chordata; Actinopteri; Semionotiformes; Lepisosteidae. Gene Ontology annotation, cellular component: nucleus. Gene Ontology annotation, molecular function: protein binding. The record is from RefSeq and is a predicted model, not a curated record.
UUAUGAACCGCCUUUUUUUCUUUGCUUCGUAGGAGCUUGUAAUUCAAGUUCUUAGCGGUUUAGUUCUUCUGCCGUAUGAAUGAACUUGCUUAACUACUCCGUUUAAUUGAAUAGCCCGCCUUCUCAUAUUCGUUUCCUAUUGGUUCAUUGUUCAAUCGUUACGAGGUGAUACGAUGACCGUCAAACUCCGUCUCCGCCUUUUUUGCCUUAUUUGGAACCACAUUUUCCCGACAGUCGGCGAUGAUUGGCGGAAGGUGGAGUUUUCAUGUUCUGAAAAUCCAAAGCCGGUUUGUCUAAAUUUAACCACUCGGGUCCCGCCGCACAAAAGGAGCAACUGGGCGAAAGCGGACGCGGUACUGGAACAAAAUGCAGCUCUUUGUUGUUGUUGUUGCUGUUCUUGAGACUGAUUGUAAAACCUCUGCUGCUGAUGAAAAGAAGGAAAACUGAAACUCGGCGAAGGGGCGGAUACGAUCUGUCAGGGUGGUUCAUAUUCUUCAGGUUCUGGAGUAGCCGUGGCGCAAGUGUACAGGUCACGUAUGCGUGAUGCUAAUGUAUGUAGGGCGGCACGGUAUAUAUUUAUAGACCGUGAUUUGAUUAAAACUGUGUAGGCUGAUCCGAGCCGGAAGAACAGCCAUAUAUUUCAAAUCAAAGUGCGCUUAGUGAGAAGACGAGAUACAGAAUAACUUGCGUGAGCCAGGUUAAAAGGGGGUUAACAGCCGAGGGGACAUUUAAAACGUAGUAAUUCAAUUCUAGAAACGCCCAUAUUUAAGCGGUCUCCCGGAAAGGACCAAGUUUUUUAGGAAAAGGAAACGGCAUCAUCCACUAUGGUCCUGGGUGACCCAGACGCUGGGAAGAUGCUCUCGGCCGCGGCGGCGAGGGGAGACCUUCUCGGGGUUCGGAGGAUGUUGCAGAAAGGGGUACACCCCGACACCCCCAACGAAUUUGGGAGAACCGCCCUGCAGGUGAUGAUGAUGGGUAGCAGCGCUGUGGCUCGCGAGCUGCUGGAGCGCGGCGCGGAGCCCAACGUGCGGGACCGCCUCGGGAUCACGCCCGCGCACGACGCCGCCCGCACCGGCUUCCUGGACACGCUGCGGGUCCUGGUGCAGUUUGGAGCUGCGGUCAACGUGCCGGACCGGUCCGGGGAGCUGCCUCUCCACGUCGCCAUCAGGGAGGGGCACGCCGACGUGGCGGGGUUCCUGGCGCCCCUGUCCAACCUCUGGCACCACGAGACCUGCGGGGAGACGGCCCUGGGUAGCGCGCGCCACCGCUGCCGGCCAGAUGUUGUGCAGCUGUCGGAGCGCCGGUUGGCUUCCAGCCUGACCUUUCGCUCAGACCUCGUGGCCUCCCCAGCGCCAUGUCUUUAACAUGAUCAUUUUUAAACAAACACUUUUGAAACGGACUCUAUGGGGUUUACAUAAAAGAUACAGAACUUUAACUUGAAAAGACAGAAAUACAUUGCACUAUUUUGCGUACUGCAGUAUGGGUUUCAGCCCAUUGCAAAACUAACCACAAUUUCUGCAAUUACUAAAAGUGAUGCUUGUUCCUUGUGUCGAGCUCAUUCCGCCUUUUUCGAGUCUUUGUCUAGAUGCAUAUUAUCAUAUAUUCUCAGGUUUUCUUAUUAUAUAUAUUAAGAUUCGCAAAGCAGUUUGACCAAACCGGCCGUAUAGGAUGUUUAAACGUUAGUUUUCAUUUAGAUGAAAAUGUCGCACUAGUAUUUAAGAACGUAUCGCAGUACUUAUCAGUACUAAAAUCGUGACCCUGAGCCAACGUCGGCUGUACAGUUUACAAGUGUGUCACAUUGUGCAUUUUAACACGUCUUGUAAACACCUCGAUGAAAUCCUUCGAAACUUGUAUUACUGUUUCGUGGGUAAUGGUCCGCGAAAUUAAUUUAAACUUGUUUUCUCAGUACCUCACAAGUUUGUAGUUUUAAGUUUGAUAUACCUCCCACCAUGAUUUCUAGGAUUUUGUACAUUAACAUUUUUAAAGGGUGUUACUGUUGUUAGCGUUGUAUUUAUUUUAAAAUAUAUCUGUUUUA